Messenger RNA from Penicillium crustosum, 4548 nucleotides. RefSeq lists its product as uncharacterized. The annotation marks the transcript as partial. Lineage: Eukaryota; Fungi; Ascomycota; Eurotiomycetes; Eurotiales; Aspergillaceae. Gene Ontology annotation, biological process: transmembrane transport. Gene Ontology annotation, molecular function: ABC-type peptide transporter activity; ATP binding; ATP hydrolysis activity. The record is from RefSeq and is a predicted model, not a curated record. Gene Ontology annotation, cellular component: fungal-type vacuole; membrane. The transcript has 5 exons.
CCCCACGUUCCUUCACGAAGGGAUGUCACCCCAAGGCCACCCCGCGACGAGCUGGCAUUGCUCUUCGGACCAACCAUGAAUCAAAUUCCGCUGGUCCAGGGUGCAUCCAGAACCCAAUGUAACCAAUUCUGGGACUCGCGUAAUGCGUGGCUAUCACCUUGUGUAUUGCCCUAUCUAGCAUGUAUCCCGGCCAUAAUAAUAUUGCUUAUUGCAUUAAGCCAUGUACUUGGAUACUUCUGCCGGCGAUGGCGCCCCAAGUGGACGGUUCCUUUUGUUUCUGAGCAACAUGAUAUACAAGAGCUCCCGCUAGGUCAGCCCAAGCAAGCGUUGCGAUGGACUAUCUCUCUUUUUAUAUUUUCGGCUACUGGGCUUCUAGCCGAAACAGUCCAAUUUGUUCCCCCGAGAAUUGACACCUCGGCUUUUGUGCUUGUUCUCUCAUGGGCGACAGCAUCUAGUCUAAUCACCGCCAAGCGGCCCAGAUCAUGUUCCAUAUCGAUGCUCGCAUAUUAUGUCUUAGUAUUUGCAGUUGAACUUUCUUUGGCGACUCACCCAGAUGUAUGCCCGAAAUUCAAAAUUGUUGCUCGCUACAUCGCCGCGGCCGCGGCCGCGGCAGCCUGUGCGACAAUCCUCCUAAUGCCGUUCCGUGAACCUUCAUUACCAUCAAUAGAUAUCAGUGCUGUUGGUCAACAGCCAUGUGAUGACUUCCGGAGUCCAGAAGAUAACCUAAGACUUUGGCAAUUCCUGACAGUGUCAUGGAUGGCACCGCUUAUCUCAACUGGAUGCAAAAGACAACUACACGAACAAGAUGUUUGGCUACUUGGAUUUGAAUUUCAACACAGUCGGUUACAUGAGAAGUUUCGUCGACUUCGUGGUUCUGUCCUCGGUCGAUUGUUGAGAGCCAAUGGAAUUGACGUUUUUAUCAUCUCUACCAUAUCGCUUGUCCAAAUGAUAUGCGACUUUUCCACCCCCGUUUUGUUGCAGCAACUAUUGCAGGCCAUGAACGACCCAUCUCGACCAAAACGCGUCCCUUUGACCUACGCUUUCAUGUCCUUCGCUCUCCGACUUGUCGCUGCACAGUCUCAGGUGUUACUUCUGUGGUACGGAAGACGAAGCUAUGAACGGUCGAGGGGUGAAAUGAUCAUGAUGGUCUAUGAAAAAGCCCUUUCACGAAAGAACAUCUCUGGACUGAUGAUCGAGGGCAAGCCAGGGCCAUCCGACGAAGAAGUAAAUGGAAUCAAUGAUGAGGCUGUAGUCCAAGAGAACCAUGAAUCCCCAACGAAAAGUGAGGAAAGUUUCUGGAAACGCAUCAUUUCUCGCAACCCAAAGCCCCCACGCAAACAAGCCAAAGAAGCUGCAUCACUUGGCAAAAUCUUCAAUCUCUUGCGCGGAGACGUAUAUGAAGUGGCACAGAGAUUCUGGGAGGUUGACUCGUUGAUUGACAAGCCACUAGGGCUGCUAAUCGCUACCUUCCUUGUCUGGACACUCUUCGGUCCAUCUUGCUUCCUGGGAAUAUUAGCUGUUGUGGUUGCACAAAUUGUGAAUGCACUAGUGACCAGAGCCCUCCUCCGCUGGGAGCGGGUCAGACGAGUAGCAACGGAUACAAGACUCCAAAUAACUUCACAAUUCGUGGAAGCAAUCCGUCACCUGCGAUGGUACGGAUGGCAGAAUCAUUGGCUUCAGCAGGUAAUGGAUGCCCGACAACAUGAGUUGAAUAUUCGGAUUGUGACCAGUCUGUGGAGUAUCUUGAUUCGCUUUAUCAACGCUUUCGCCAGCGGCGUGUUUCCGGUGGUUGCGUUAUACGCAUAUACAUUCUUGGCUGGACAUGAGCUGCGGAUCGAUAUUAUCUUCCCUGCAUUGCAGUUGUUUACCAUGCUAGAGACCCGUCUUCGGGAUAUCCCUGGUCUUAUCACAUCGCUUAUCAAUGCCUUCAUUGCACUUGGGCGUAUUGAGGACUUCAUGUCCGAACCAGACAAGGAAAGUCUGCCUUCUGAACCCAUGUCGAACGACACGCCACUCUCCAUGCAAUCUUGUUCGUUCGCAUGGCCAGGAAAAGCCUCACCAGUCCUGGUUGAUAUCGAUGUCACCAUCCCCAAAGGACUGACUGUUGUCACCGGCAAGGUCGGUGCUGGAAAAACCGCGUUUCUGCAAGCUCUUUUGGGAGAACUCGAUAGACUGAGCGGCUCAGUCCAUAUUCCAAACGAAAUGGUGGGAUAUUGUGCUCAAACACCGUGGCUACAAAGCAUGAGCAUUCGUGAUAACAUCCUAUUCUCUGCUCCCUACCAUGACCAGCGCUAUAAGCGGACACUAGAAGCCUGUGCCUUGCUUCCGGAUCUUGCUCAAUUCAAACAUGGCGAUUUAUCGUUUGUGGGUGAGAAUGGCAUUGGUUUAUCGGGUGGUCAAAAAGCACGAGUAGCUCUGGCGAGAGCUGUCUAUAGCGCAUCGCGGAUUCUGCUUUUGGAUGAUCCCUUGUCUGCACUAGAUCAUAAUACCGCGGAAUCGAUAGUCCGCAAAUGCUUUUCAGGGCCAUUGAUGAAAGACCGAUCCAUCGUUCUAGUGACACAUCGAACUGCCUUGGUUCGUCAAAUUGCGGAUCAAAUCAUUGAUAUUUGUGAAAAGCAUGCCACCGUUUACGAUAAGGAUGCCAUCAAGCUUGACGUAACCGAGUCGUCCCUGCAAUUUAUCGACCAUGAAAAUGAAACAGAAGUGGAAACUACCCUCGAGGAGGAAACGGCUGCCGUGCCUGAUAAAUUCAUUGAGGAAGAGCAUCGAGCAGACGGGGGUGUAAAGGCUCGAGUCUACUGGAAUUAUGUUAAGGCAGGAAAGUAUCGAUGGUGGCUUACCCUCGUCCUCAUCCUGGCAAUUUACCGACUGAUGGCUGUUGGUCAAUCAUGGUUCCUCAAAGGGUGGGGAGAAGCUUACGAACGGACAACUGUUUUUCAAGAGGAUCUCUCAACCUCGAGUAAUAGGUCGUCACAAGACACCUGGUCAGUCUCGAGUCUGAACAUCGACACAUACUUUACGCCUCAGAACCCUAUAGACCAACUACCGUCUCCACGUGAGGAUGUGCGACCCUGGCUAUGGACGUUUUUCGCUAUCAUCUCUUUCCAAGCGGCCACGCUACUUGUCGCUCAGCUUCUAAUGCUAGUCAUUGUUUACUAUGCUGGACAGUCCUUAUUCCGACGGGUCUUGGUCCGAGUCAGCCAUGCGACCUUCCGAUACUUGGAUACAAUCCCUCUCGGGCGCUUGAUGAACCGUCUCACAUCAGAUAUUGGAGUCGUCGAUGGCAAUAUUAGUGAACAAUUCCAGGUGAUCGCGUUCCAGGUUAUCAUUUGGAUCUCCUCCAUCCUGGUAAUAGCAACCGCUACUCCGGUGUUUUUGUUCUUCUCCCUAGCUCUCACAGUCGCAUUCGUCCUGGUAUUCCUGCGUUUUCUUCCCACGUCUCAGAGCCUACGACGACUCGAAAUGGUGUCCCUAAGUCCUUUAUUGUCCAACUUCGGAGAGCUAUUGCAUGGUCUGACCACUGUCCGAGCUUUCCAUGCAGAGUCGCAGUUCCAGAACCGGGUUAUAUCCGUGGUUGACAAGUUCCAGGGAAUGGAUCAUUUCUACUGGUCACUCCAGAGCUGGCUCAUGUACCGGUUUGAGAGCUUAUCCGCUUUUUCAACCUUUUGUCUAACAGCUCUAGCCUUGUACACAAAUACCACACCGGGACUGGUAGCAUUCGUGCUUAUUGCUGCGAACAACUUUGUCGAUUCCACACAUGCAUUGUGCAAGCAGUAUGGCCAACUUCAAAUGGACUUUGUGUCGGUAGAGCGAGUCGACGAACUACUCCACAUUGAGGAAGAAACCCCCGGUACCAUCGCUCCCCCAGCUGCAUGGCCGACGUACGGCAGCGACGUUGUCUUCGAAGACGCAACCUUCCGUUACGCACCACAUCUCGAUCCCUCGCUCAUAAACGUCUCUCUUUGUAUUCCCGGUGGAUCCACGACAGCGGUUAUCGGCCGUACUGGCAGUGGCAAGUCAACACUAGCAAUGUCCCUUCUGAGCGUCAUCAGACCUGAGUCCGGUCGCAUUCUCAUUGAUGGCAUCAAUAUCGCCGAUGUCAGCACACAAGCAUUACGCACCCGAGUUACUUUUGUCGCACAAGAUCCCGUCCUCUUCCCUGGUAGCAUCAGGCUCAAUCUGGACCCAACGGAAGAAUAUUCCGAUGAACUGUGCACCGAAAUCCUGGAGCGUCUGUGUAGUCGACACGGCUGGCAUCUGGGAACACAUAUUGAAGCUGGAGGAAGGAAUCUUAGCCAGGGUCAACGGCAACUUAUUGCUCUGACACGGGCUGUCCUUCGUCGAAGCGCGAUUGUCAUUCUCGAUGAGGCGACUGCCUCUGUUGAUCAUGAUACCUCUCUUGAGAUUCAGCAAAUUAUCCGGGAGGAGUUGCAGCAGUCUACUGUAAUUACGAUUGCGCAUCGUAUAGAAGCUGUCAAGGAUGCGGAUUACUUUAUCGUUCUAGAUCAGGGGCGGGUUUCGAGACAGGGGCAUGUGCGGGACUUGUAG